AUGGAAACACAAGAAGAAGAAAACCAAACACAAAACCAAAGUCAAAGUCAACAACAAAAAAUUUCAACACGAGUCAAAACGAAAGUUGAGGUUGGAGAUUUGAUGGAUGAGAUGACUGGUCUUCCUCGACUAAAAAAACUUAUAGAUAAUUUUCUUGUGGACCAAAACACAGAUCCAAUGAAAAAUAUAGAAAAUUUACUAGACUUGUAUAAAGCAUGGGCACGGUCAGUCAGACCCGGAAUUCCAUUCGAAGAAAUUCUUUCGCAGUUUUACAGACUUGGCAAAAACGAAAUAAUUGUUGAUUGGUUGAGGAAUAACGAAGGUUUGGAACGAAUGGAAGAGGAGGAACUCAAUUUUGAAGGAGAAAACAACGAAGAGGUUGGAACGGAGAACAUUGAGGAGAUUGAAAAGGACGAAGAAGAGAGAAAUUCACAAAACGAAAAAAUAAAAGAAGAAAAAAAAGAGGAGCUUGAUGAUAUUUUCGAUGUGGAUGGCGAUGCCAAAAAAUGA
Molecule: messenger RNA, 510 nt
Organism: Entamoeba invadens IP1
Lineage: Eukaryota; Evosea; Mastigamoebida; Endamoebidae
Exons: 1
Coding region: 1-510 (169 amino acids)
Biological process (GO): DNA damage response; replication fork processing
Cellular component (GO): nucleus
Source: RefSeq, a predicted model, not a curated record